UGUUGUAGUUAUGAUGCGGUCAGUGUGUCGUCUCCGCUCUGGAUAGACGCAGGAGUCGGGAGGUGUUUGAGGCUCUGCUGCUGCAGAGAUCUUCAGAGCUGAACUCUCUGACAGAAGACAACUCUCCUUAUAAUGGAGGCACAUUUCCCAGAAUCCUCUCUAGAUGAUGAGCUCCAGUGCUCCAAAACUGAGGACAUGCAUUCACUGCAAGACCUGAACCAGGACACCCUACAGGAUCCUGAGUGUCUCAAACAGGAUCUGGAGCAACAAAGUCCUCACUCCAGUCCAGAUCAGGUUCAGGGUGCAGACAGAGAUCAUACUGAAGACGAAGCAGAGAAUAAGAAAUGUGAUCCAGAUCCUCAGGACCACCUGGAGGAGCAGCAAGUAGACAAAAAUCCUGCAGGAGAUGGAGCUUCAGAGCGUCUCCUUCUGUCACCUGUGUUUAUUGGAGUCCAACUGACUGCCCUGCAGAGAGGAAGUGAUGUCACAGCGUCACCUCAAGGUCUGGACCGAGCCGAGCAUCAGGGACACACUGGCUCUGACCAAGACCAGGAUCGAAUGGACUGUAACCGGGAUCAGAAUCAGGACCAGGACCUGACACCAGCCAAUGAGGAGGCAUCUGAGGAGUCAGGUGGCAGCGUCCCAGCGCUGGUAAUCACUCAGGCAGAAGAGUCUGUGCGACCAGUAUCCGCUGCCCCAGUGACACCAGCAGAGACUCCAGUGGAACCAGCAGAGAAAGCACAGAGACCUACAGACCUGGUGAUCCCAGUGAGCCCCACAGAGCCCAGUCUGAGCUCCAGCAGUGACGGAGGAGACAUGGCCUGCUCCGACCUCCUUUCUCUAAGGAGCGACUCCUUGUCUCUGGUCUCCAGGACGAGUGAGGAGGACGAUAUUGGGAGCAUUGCUGCUUCUUCUGUCAUGUCUCUGUUCCACAGGGUGCAGCUGGAUCCUCUGGAGAAGCACUGGUUGAGGAGCUCAGCUCUGGGGAACAUGGCUGCUCAGCGUCAGCUGCUCGCUCAGGAGCCCAGCCUCGUCCUGAAGAAGGAUUUCGUCUCUGGGGUAAGUUAACACUAAUCAUCUAAACACGGGAGAACAACCGGGACACAACAACACACUCACUUCUGCCUCAAUUAGCUCAGCACUGAUAUCACAGAAAGCAGCUCCC
Messenger RNA from Epinephelus lanceolatus (giant grouper), 1165 nucleotides. The record is from RefSeq and is a predicted model, not a curated record. NCBI's taxonomy places the organism in Eukaryota, Metazoa, Chordata, Actinopteri, Perciformes, Serranidae.